Nicotiana tabacum (common tobacco) is the source of this 2253-nucleotide messenger RNA. RefSeq lists its product as uncharacterized. NCBI's taxonomy places the organism in Eukaryota, Viridiplantae, Streptophyta, Magnoliopsida, Solanales, Solanaceae. The record is from RefSeq and is a predicted model, not a curated record. Gene Ontology annotation, biological process: chromatin remodeling. Gene Ontology annotation, cellular component: Ino80 complex.
GGUUGUGUUUUCAGAGUGCCCGGGGAGCAAGAAGACGACUGGGAAGUCACCACGUGGUUCUCAACUUUACAGUAACACCAUCCUUUAAAGCUAGCCCUCUCCGCACCUCUCUUUCUUCUCUUCACUUCCGAGCUUAUUAGGCUUCUCGAGGGUUUUAUCUCAAGGGCCUGUACAUUACACCUAAGCAGCUACAGUAGCUUUUGGGUAUACCUUCUCCGUUACUACUAUGGAUAAUUUCAGAAGUUUUGGGUUGGGCAAAGCAUUUAGGAAACAGAGGACUAAUCUGUAUCGCCGGCCUCAAAAUGAGUCCCAGAUGCUUCUGGAUUGUCCUGACAAUUCAUCAAUUUCAUCAACGCCACAAUCUGAUAGGUUGAGCAGAGCAUCCAGUCAUGACAUUGUUGAUUAUGGUAAUAUUUCAGGAACAUCAUAUAGUAACCUCAGUGGCACGGAGACUGCCAUGAAUCAAGGUGUGGAAGAUGGAAACUCUGGAGACUUCCGUUCUGGUGAUACUGAACAAAAGGAUGGUCAGAUAGAUAUGAACAGAUUUAGUGAAGGAUACGUCACAACAUCUCAUAUAGAAGAUCCCCAAAUAAGCGGAACUGUGAUUUGCAAUAACCAUUCUGGACUGCAUGGAAUAGUAUCAGAUGGAGCUGGGAAUGACAAUAAAGUCAAGAAAGUGAAACUCAAGGUUGGCGGUGUUACAAGAACAAUACACACUUCUGUUGCUGGGUCCUCUUCAACAAAGUCUUCCUCCUCUUCAGAUGCUCCCCAACCAUGGCAACCAAAGGAGAAUACAGGUGGACAUCAUCCCUCUUAUACUGGCAAGGCAAUUGGCUUACGAGGUAUCCCCUGGAAGGAUUUUGCUAAAACUGGUUUUAGCAUCAGGAAUGUGGAUUCCUUGCAGGAUCAGUUACCUGGGCAGAUUGUCCCUUUGAAACAAUUUGGAAAAUAUAAAGCAGCUCAUAAAAGCAAACCUGUGCUUUAUAGACAUUUAUCAGAUGAUGAAGAAGAUGAUGAUGAGAUCCGUUACCUGGAGAAGCUCAAGUCUUCCAAGUACUCUGCUAUUUAUAGUGCUGGCUAUGAGGAUGUUGAUGAACCUGGAAGUAAAAAGCAACGGAAGAUAUCAAAGGUGUCAAGUCAAACUAGUAAUGGUUAUGGUGCAGGUAUUAGUGAUUACAACUCGCUCAAAGCACGUAAAGGGAUGAAGAAGUCCAAAUCAGCUAGAGAAUCUCAGGAUACUGACUCUGAAGGAGUGAUGCUUUCUGAUACUGAGUUAGAACCCAAGAAGAAGCAACAAGGAAAGGAAUUCAUUGAUUUCUCAGUGGAUGGUGGGACAAAAUUGGCUGUCACUACUCGCCAACGGGCAAUUCAAACUGGAAAGGAUAUUUCUUCCAGCACAGGCUUGAGUGCAAUUGGAUUCCCCCAUGGGCUUCCACCUCCACCACCUAAAAAACAAAAGGAGAAGCUAUCUGAAGUGGAACAGCAGUUGAAGAAAGCUGAGGCUGCACAAAGACGGAGGACGCAAGCUGAAAAGGCUGCUCGAGAGUCUGAGGCUGAAGCAAUAAGGAAAAUCCUCGGUCAAGAUUCUUGUAGGAAAAAGCGAGAAGAUAAACUUAAGAAGCGACAAGAGGAGUUAGCACAGGAGAGGAAUGCAACUGCUAUUGCACUGUCAUCAAGUACUAUCAGAUGGGUCAUGGGUCCUUCUGGUAAUGUUGUGACAUUUCCUAAUGAGAUGGGACUCCCAAGCAUAUUUGAGCCUAAGGCUUGCAGCUAUCCUCCACCUCGCGAGAAAUGUGCUGGUCCAUCUUGUAUGAAUACGUAUAAAUACAGAGACUCGAAAUCAAAACUUCCUCUAUGCAGUCUCCACUGCUACAAGGCAAUACGUGAGAAGAUUCAACCUUUGAAUGCUUGUUGAUUGAGCAGAGAUCUUACAGGCCUUAUACUGAUAGGCACUUGGCCUAUUUUUUUUGUAGAGAAUCGUGUGGUGGAUGUUUUGCAUACCAUCUUAUGAUUCUUAUCUCAUACUUCUGCUGGCAUAAUCUAUCACUUCAGCUGGAGUUGUUCAUAGUAGCGUACAGUAUGGAACAUUACCAGCAAAGCUGGUUCCGAUAGAUUAUAUGACUUUAGUCGAUCCAGUUAUCAUAAUUGGCAUUGAAAACAGGGACUUAUGGUCCAAACAUUUUGAGUCGAAUGGUAGUCUAAAUGCAGUCAAAUAUUUUGAAGUCGAAUGUUAAUCUAAAUACUGUCAUGCUG